AUGGAAGAUGAACUGCACAUGAUUGAGAAAAAUGAUACAUGGGAACUAGUGGACAGACCAACUGAGAAACCAGUUAUUGAAGUCAAGCGGGUCUACAAAACCAAGCUUAACUUGGAUGGUUCAGCACCUAGAGCCUGGUAUGGAGAGGUAGACACCUACUUCACUAAGUGUGGUUUUGAGAAAAGUCUAAGUGAAGCUACAUUGUAUACCAAGACAAGGGGAGACAAUGACAUUCUAAUUGUCUCUAUCUAUGUAGAUGACAUUAUCUAUACAGGAAAUAGCAAGGAACUGUUGAAUGAAUUCAAGGAAGAUAUGAUGAUGAAAUAUGAGAUGACAGAUUUGGGCCUUCUACAUCAUUUCCUUGGUAUGGGAGUGGUUCAAACAAGAUCCAACAUAUUCAUCCACCAAAGGAAAUAUGCAAGCUCUCUAUUGAAUAAGUUUGGUUUGAAUGAGUGCAAGACUGUGACCACACCCGUUGCAGCAACUGAGAAGCUAACUAAAGAUGAUGGAAGUGGAGCAACAAGUGAGGAGCAAUAUAGAAGCAUUGUAGGUAGUCUCUUGUACCUAACUGCUACUAAACUAGAUAUUAUGUAUGCCUCUAGCUUGCUUGCUAGAUUCAUGCACUGCCCUACAAAUAAGCACUAUGGAACUGCCAAACGAGUGCUAAGUGACUGGGGUGGAUCAAUUGAAGACAAUAAGAGCACAUCUGGAUAUGCAGUCUCCUUUGGCAGUGGUGUUUUCUCUUGGGCUUCAGUCAAGCAAAACUGUGUUGCAUUGUCUACUGCAGAGGCAGAGUACAUCAGUGCAUCAGAAGCUACUGCACAGGCCAUUUGGCUUAGAUUUGUGUUAGAAGAUUUUGGAGAACUUCAUACAGAAGCAACUCCAUUGCAGUGUGACAAUACAUUUGCAAUUGCCAUUACCAAGAAUUCUGUAUUUCAUCAGAAGACAAAGCACAUUGAUAGAAGGUAUCACUUCAUCAAAGAUGCACUACAAGAAGGUAUUAUUGACUUGGUGUACUGUCCUACAAAUGAACAACUUGCUGACAUCUUCAUCAAACCAUUAGCCAAGGAUCGAUUCAAUUAUCUCAGGAGUAUGCUUGGAGUUAAAUCAGCUCAAGAUUUAAAGGGGAGUGUUGAUUUAUAA
This is a messenger RNA of Prunus armeniaca (apricot), 1143 nucleotides long. The record is from the annotation of a GenBank genome assembly. Lineage: Eukaryota; Viridiplantae; Streptophyta; Magnoliopsida; Rosales; Rosaceae.